Messenger RNA from Funneliformis mosseae, 336 nucleotides. The record is from the annotation of a GenBank genome assembly. Lineage: Eukaryota; Fungi; Glomeromycota; Glomeromycetes; Glomerales; Glomeraceae.
AUGACUUAUAAUUUGUCUUUAAAUGAAAUCUUUGAAUAUUUAAAUGAAGAUUUGGUUGCUUGCUUACUAGUAAUGAGAGACUUUGCUACGUUAAUUGAGAAUGGUGUCAUUAGCAGUUUUAAAGGAUAUAUAUUAUUUGAAGGCAAUGAAAGCAACAUUCAAUUGGAAACAAAAAGAAUGGAAGGAACAAUUAUUUUUAUUACCAAUUCUGGAUCAGGAAAUCUUACGCCACCCCUUCGAUGUGAACCAUUCUCUAGCAAUAAUACCUAUCCCGACGGUUCAAAUACUAAUGCCAUUCGACCACUCAUUAAUCAUAAUAAUGGAUGUCUGAUUUAG